Messenger RNA from Pichia membranifaciens NRRL Y-2026, 2460 nucleotides. RefSeq lists its product as hypothetical. The record is from RefSeq and is a predicted model, not a curated record. The transcript has a single exon. Bases 16 to 2160 code for a protein of 714 amino acids. Lineage: Eukaryota; Fungi; Ascomycota; Pichiomycetes; Pichiales; Pichiaceae. Gene Ontology annotation, molecular function: sequence-specific DNA binding; zinc ion binding; DNA-binding transcription factor activity, RNA polymerase II-specific. Gene Ontology annotation, biological process: positive regulation of transcription by RNA polymerase II; DNA-templated transcription.
AUUUCACUGUUCAUGAUGAAGGCCAAAAUUCGGAGGAGAACAAGGAUAGAUGUCAAUUCGGUGGCGUGUAAUAGGUGCAAGUCACGAAAGCAGAAAUGCACUGGCAAUUUCUCGACGGGAAAACCAUGCUUAGGCUGCGAACGAGCAAAUGUCGCUUGUGAAUAUAGUAAGAAGAAAACCCCAUAUUAUGUCAAGAGCCUAGAGAAAAGAAUAAAAUAUUUAGAACAGCUCCUGAAACAAGAGAAAGGGGGUAAUGCAGAAGUUGACAAUGGUUUAGCUAUCUUUGAUCAGUCGUAUACUGAGAGCCCAGUUGUUGAAGAAAAUGAAGAAGAAGAGGAAGAAGAGGAAGAAGAAGAUGAAGAGGAAGUUGUUUUGAAAAAUGCCAAAAAGAUUGCAAAUAAGGGGAACUCCAAUCUAGGAGCUGACGUUCUUACCAAAUGUGCUGCUCUUUUUCCUUUGAAAGACGACAUGGAACCUUUGUAUGUUGGAUCUUCCGGUUUGAAUAUUGCUUCUUUGCUACAGGAAAAUCUGAAGCUGGAAAUCGCUGAUUCCCUAAAAUUUAGUAACAUACAGAAAGACAUAUAUCAGAGUACAACCUUGAACGAGUACGUAUCUCGCUCACUAGAUGAUUUAUUAUAUGAUGGAAUUAAGCUGAAUCAAUUUGUGGAGACAUACAUUUCAAGAAUACACAACAAAUAUCCUUUUUUGAGACGAGAUGAUAUCUAUGAGCUUCACAAUAAUCGAGAAUCUUAUUUGAAAAGCGGUAAAGCCCACGAUAACAAAACUGAUAUGUUAAACUCUUUUAUUCUUUUAAUGAUAUAUGCGAUUGGCUCUAUGAUGGUGAGCCGAAAAACAAAUCAACCUGGAAUGUCAAAUCCCUCCUACGAAAAUGAUGACUUUGUGUUUUUUACUAGUGCCAUAAAACUAGAUCUUUCUGUGGUGUUUAAGCACAAGGGGAUACUUAAUAUUCAUUCAAUGUUACUGACUGUUUUAUACCAAUUAAGAUUACCAAAUGGUCCAGUGAUUUGGGAUAUGAUUGGUUUUGCGUUGAGAUUGUGUGUGAGUUUUGGAUUUCACAGGAAGAAUAUUGAUCUUUUACACCAGAGGCCUUUAGUGUACCAGCAGAGAAUGUUAACUUUUUGGUCUGCAUAUUCCUUAGAGAGGACCAUUUCUAGCAGCUUUGGAAGGCCAUUUACCUUGUCCGAUCUUGAUAUCGACGUUGAUCUGCCUAUAAAUAUUGAUGAGUCAAUAACUGACGGAAGUUUACUAAUAAAAGAAUACUACUUAACGUUGAAAGAUCGCAAAUCAAAAAAUGUAACAUCAAGAAUGCAGGCAAUUCAUCACUUCAAGUUUGUAAAAAUAGAAAGUGAGAUACAAAAUAAAAUUUACAGAGUUGACACUGAGUUUGAAAGCAUCCCUAGGGAGGAGAUAAACGAUAUCAUAUUAAAAAUGAAACAAUGGGCAUCUGAUAUACCUCCAUCGAGUAGUGCAGAGUAUGAUUACUAUCUUUAUUUGUUCAACAAGCAAAUCCGUUUUUUGUUGCAGCCAUUUUUAUGCAAAUUGAAGCAGGAUGAUCCUUUAUUCGUUGAGUGCAUAGAAGCUGCAUCUACAGUAUGCCAAUUAAGUAAGCGGAUGUACCAAAAUACGAAAACCAGACUUUCCUUUAUUGCGCUUCAGACAGUGUUUUUAAGCGGAGUUACGAUGGUUUACGGAUUGUUGUCCAGAAAGUUUGCUUGGAAUUUUUCUAUUAGCGAAGGUGUACGAUGCUGUAGUGACGUACUAUUUAGCGUUGCUCAAAGAGCCUACACUUGUGGGAUAUUCUCGGAAAUAUUUGUGAAGUUGGUUGCAAUGGUCCAGGAAAAAGAUAAAGGUAACGACCGGGAUUGCAAUGAUAAAAACACUUUUAGGGUUGGAGGUAGAAUAGAUCUGUUUGGUCAGGAUGAAUUAAGGAAAAACGUUCAUGACACUCAUCGCAAGGAAAAUCUGGAGGUUUUUAAUGAAAUUUCGUUGAAGGACGAAAACUUAAAAGAAUUUGAGAACCUCUUUGAUUUUGCCAACUUGGAUUUUCUUGGAACAAACAAACUCGACGCAUUGGUCAAGCGGACAUCUACUAGCGCACAAUUCAUAGAACAAGAUACAUUCAUGGGAUUUUUUGAAUGAACAGCUACUAGGAAUGAAGAUAAUUGGGUAAGCUUGUGCUUUACCAAGAAAGAAAUUAAAUGGGAAAGCCAGGUGUCAUUGUACCUUUUUAGUGCUUAAAAAUAUGUAGUUGUUUAAAUAAUUUGCCUUUUCACUACUGAUGAGCUAUUUCAGAAACAUCUUAAGGACUAAUAGCUCAAAGUUCUAGCCUAUAAUAAGACCCAGUGUUUGAGUAACGGCUGCCCAAAAUUUAUUGAGACUUUAUGGGAGUGGUCUCCUACACAGAACACAUCAUGGCUAAGUACCAACUAAUGAGCAUAG